Messenger RNA from Labeo rohita (rohu), 2882 nucleotides. Its product is annotated as tumor necrosis factor receptor superfamily member 14. The transcript has 9 exons. Gene Ontology annotation, cellular component: membrane; external side of plasma membrane. Gene Ontology annotation, biological process: signal transduction; positive regulation of T cell migration; positive regulation of cytokine production involved in immune response. The coding region runs from base 452 to 1285 and encodes 277 amino acids. Gene Ontology annotation, molecular function: transmembrane signaling receptor activity; protein binding. NCBI's taxonomy places the organism in Eukaryota, Metazoa, Chordata, Actinopteri, Cypriniformes, Cyprinidae. The record is from RefSeq and is a predicted model, not a curated record.
CUUGGGUUGAUCCAUAACACCAUACGCCGCCUUCAUUCGACGAACGCGGAAAUCAGAAAGCAGGAUUAUGCAUUCUUUUCAAAAGAAUUCCUCUCCAAUUUAACUUACGCGGAGUCUGAAUGAUUUACCAAAGAACCCAAAGACUGCACAGCUGAUGAGGAAAUCAAAGGGCCUCAACAUUCCGUCAUAUGUUGAUGACCUGAACCUCAGCAUACACAGAUUUCACUAUGGAUUGCUUUUCUCCUUUCUGCACUCCCUGCUCUCAAGUUUGAACCUACAGAGCUUGGCAGCAUCACAAGCUGGAGAGAAAACCAAUGCAUCUAUGACCAACAAUCCACUACUUCUAUUAAAUCUAAUGUGUUGUUGAAACCAUAACAGAGCUUAUGAAAUCUGGAGAUGACACGUUUGCCUCUGCUUUCAAAUAAACCUCUCUUGCACUCUUUUGCACAACAUGAUCAAUUUAGGUAUCGUGUUCAUUGCUGCUACUUUAAACUUCAAAUUGUGCUUCAGUGCGUGUGCUCGUGCUGAAUAUGAGGUAAAUGGAGAAUGCUGCCCCAUGUGUGCACCAGGAAAUCAUGUUUAUUGGCAUUGUACUAUAGAUACAAGCACAACUUGUGUUCCAUGUCCUGGAUCAACUUACACUGAUGAACCAAACGGGUUGGAUAAAUGCUUGCCUUGCUCUUUGUGUGACCCAGAACUAGGUCUAAGAAUAAAGAAAACUUGCACACGCUCUGCAGAUACUGUUUGUGAGCCACUGGAGGGAUCCUACUGCACUGAGCGAAAGAAAGACAGCUGUAGAUUUGCUGUAAAGCACUCUGAAUGUCAGCCUGGGCAAUAUGUCAAACAAACAGGAACAGCAUUUACUAAUACUGUAUGUGAUAACUGCACGGUGGGCACUUACUCUAAUGGCUCUUUCACUGUCUGUCGACCACAUUCAAAUUGUGAGAUUGAAGGCCUUAAAGAAAUAAAACCAGGAACAAUCUCAUCCAAUGUGGAAUGUGGGAAGUCAGUUCCAGUUACUAUCAUUGUUGGAGUCAUUGGUGCAGUCAUUGUUGGUGUUUUGGUGACUGCCGUUGGGAGAAAAAUAUAUUGCAAAUUAAAACAGAAGAGACAGGCUUCUGACAGAAGUACAAAUUAUUACUCAGUACCAAUUUCAGAGAGUGAUGGUCAAUGUGAACCGACAUCACCAGACUCACUGACCCUUCUUAUAUUCAACACUAGUAGCUCUGUACAUCAAUCAGCUGCCUGUUCUGUUUCAAGUGGAGACAUGCAAUGUGUGACCUGAUAUUGAAAGAAAUUUCAUCUUGGUUGUAAGGAAUCCAAAUGUUCUACCAAAGAACCUGAAGACUCCGUAAACAGCUGAUGAGCAAAUCUUCUGUGGUGAAUGGUAAAUGGAAAACACUGCACCAUCAUUAUAGUGAAAUGAUCAAAGCCCGGAUGUCUUGAAGCUUUAUCAAAGCAGCAUGGAAUGCCAUUAGGAUUACCUCAAGAUUUACUCAUUGUGUUAGGGUUUGUUUGAAUUAAGAAGACCUGCUCUCUUUUUUUUGUUGUUUUUUUUUUUGGCAUUUUGCCUUUAUUAUGACAGAACAGAUCAGAACUGACCAGAAGAGAAGUGGGAGGGAGAUAGGGGGGCAGUUCAGAAAUGUACACACACGAGUCCGGUGGGAGAGGGCAAAGUUUUUCAGUAGUUAUGUGCAAGUAAAAUUUUAUUCACUUUAAACAUCGGGUGAAGUGAUUCUUUCUCGUUAAUACAGAUGAUGCUCGAUCAUUAAUAAAUUGUCAUGACAACAAAUUACGAUAUCCCAUGUAUUUUUCUAUGAGCGAUUAUGUGAACAGAUAUUAAGCUAAUAUUGUAGACCUACCAAUGUAGGGUUGUUGGUCAAUAUGAUGUUAAGUGGCAGAUCAGUGGGCUUGCUGUGGUUGAAUAUCUAAAUAAGAAACAUCCUCACUCCCAAACGAAACCUAAAAUACUAUGUGGAGGACACAAAACCACGUGAUGAACCUAUGAACCGAACUUAUUUAAACAGCAUGCUAUGUACACAUGUUGUGUACACAUAUCUAUCCUUACAAGCACUAUUUCGGCUGUAUUAUUUGUAUGUUUCUUAAUGCUCUUAAGAAAUUUUGUGUUUAUUGGCCCCCCAUACUGUUAGAUGAAAUUUACGCCCUUGUCCUCGAGUUGGGAUUUAAACUCUGGACGCCCGUAGCGAAAAGGAUGCUGUAUGUUGGCACGCUGCCCACAAGGCUAUUGGUGCCGACGACCUGCUCUAAAUAAAUGUGCUUCAUAUACUGUUAAUUUGAAUGAAUUUUCUGUAUUGGUUUUUUUCUUUUUUUACUUGAAAUAAAAUUAAAUUGUAUUUUCAGGUUACAACUUAUGUCUUGGCAGAAAGCUAACAGUACCUUUUUGUAACAGAACUUGGAGGAAGCGUGAAUAGAUCCAAAUGUGAGCUUUAUUAAACAUAUCAUAGUCAAGACCGGCAGGGUCAAACACCAGCAAACAGUAACACGUAGGCAAGAGAAAAGCAUAAUCCAGUGAACAGGCAGAACAUCAAAAUACCAGAGAGCAGUCCAAAGUAGCAAAAUAAACAAGGCAAUGAAACAAGGCAAAACUAUGACUAUGAAACAAAACCGUGGCAAUAACAAAAACAAGGCAAUGAAAACAGGGAAACAGCUUGGUAGAGUUCACACAGGCAAAAACAAUACUUCACGGAGUCCUGUUUGGCAUGGCCGUGCUUAUAUGGCUGCCAAACAGGAAGUAACCAUAGAAGCAGCAGAGGGAGCGGUAACAGUCAGUCAAUGGGUGAGGGCUCCCUCUGCUGGCGUGGCGCUACAGAAUCCCCCCCUCUAGGAGCGACUCCUGGCGCUCAAAACUACAACAGUCCAGG